CGCCGGUGGUGGGUGAGCACCUCGGAGCCGCGCGGCGAGGCGGCCUUCCUGGAGCCCGCACGGGCGGAGAAGGGCUGGGGACCGCGCCAUGACCCCGAGAGCGACGCCCUCUUCCUGAGACCCGGUGUCGCCCACUGCGGAGCGGGCGAGAGUCCGGGCCUCCCGGAGGCAGCUCCCUAGCGCGUGGGCACGUUGUGUACGGAGGCUUGAGGGUUCCGCGGUCGGCGGAGGCGUCUGCGGGGUGGCGGGUGCGGACAUCGGCCGAGUCCCCGAAGCUCCGCGCCGGUCCGGGUCAGCGCCCGCCGCGGCCCCCGCCCCCCCCCCCGCCCCCGCAGGUCCGAUGGCUGCGGAGGCGCAGGGCACAGUGACCUUUGAGGAUGUGGCUGUGUGUUUCUCCCUGGAGGAGUGGGGGCUCCUUAAUUUGACCCAGAGGAACCUGUACCGUGAUGUGAUGCUGGAGAAUUUUGCGCUCAUUGGCUCGCUGGGAUUUGCACCUUCAAGGUCCUGUGUGGUUGCCCAGCUGGAGGAUGAGGAAGAGCCCUGGGUGCCCAACAUGGUGGACGUGACUCUGGUCAGCAGAGCAGAGGCCAGGAGGGGUCCUGGUCCUGGUUGUCCGUGUACACUGGAGGAUGAGGAAGCCCCUCCUGAGCAGGUGGAGAGCUACAGAGUCCGCCUGUCUGAGAAGCCCUUUCUGUGUGGGGUGUCUAGGAAGGCUGUCCCGGCCACCUUAGGCCUCCUCCUACACCAGGCCACCCACAGCAAGGGGAAGCCACGCGGGAGCACCGAGCACAAGGAGGCCUUCCCGCCCAGCUCCAAUCACCAGCCGCAGCAGGGUGUCCACACUGCACAGAAGCCCUUCAAGUGCAGCGACUGUGGGCAGGCCUUCCUGAAGGCCUUCAUGCUCCUCGACCACUUAACUCACUCUGAAGAGAGACCCUUUAGAUGCCCAAAAGGUGGAAAUGUCCCCAAGGAGAAAUCAACCCUUGUGAAUCACCAAAAAAUUCACACCGGAGAAUCAUCCCAUGUGUGUAAUGCGUGCGGAAAGGCCUUCAGUUACCCAUCUAAGCUGAAGAAGCAUCAGAAGGUUCACACGGGCAUAAAACCUUUCAAGUGUGGUGAGUGUGGGAAAACCUUCAACCGCAAAGACGCACUUGUUCUGCACCGGAGAAUCCACACUGGAGAAAGGCCUUAUGAGUGCAGUGAAUGUGGCAAAGCCUUCAGCGUUCUGUCCACCCUCAUUCGGCACCGGAAAGUUCACGUUGGAGAAAGGCCCUAUGAGUGCAGGCAAUGUGGGAAGUUCUUUAAAUACCACCAUAGCUUUAUCCUUCACCAGAGAGUUCACACCGGAGAACGGCCCUAUGAGUGCAAGCAGUGUGGGAAAACGUAUGUGACCCGCUCUGGCCUCUAUCAGCACUGGAAAGUGCACACCGGAGAACGGCCCUACGAGUGCAGCCUGUGUGGGAAAGCCUUCACGACUAGGUCCUACCGCAAUCGGCACCAGCAGUUCCACACGGAAGAGAGGUCCUAUGAAUGUACAGAAUGUGGGAAGGCCUUCAAGCACAGUUCCACUCUCCUUCAGCACAAGAAGGUCCACACUGGAGAAAGGCCAUAGGAGGACAGGGACGUGGGAGAGCCUUUAACCAGGGCUGACCCCUUGUUCAACGUGAAAGGUCUCACUCCAGAAAGGAGAUUAGGAGAAUGGGGUGGUGCCAGGUACGUGGGAAGCUUUUGGGAGCUGCGUUGCACUCUGACCUGCCCAGGCUAUUGGCACUGUUAAGUCAUUGCCAGUUUCUGUGACAGAGCCAUCCCACUUCUACCACUGGUAGGUGCCGGUGGUGUGUAUCAGUCCCUGCAGCAUGCUCAGUGACUGCAGACCUCUGUGCUCCCCACUCUGUAUGGGAGAGCAUCAUGAGUGAUAGGGCGCAUAAUGGGCCUUAUUCCCUCCUCCAACUGGUUGAGGUGUGGAUGUGACCGAAUUCUGGCCAAGAGUGGCUGAGCAGUGUCUACUGGGGGCUCCCAGGGAAGAGUAACCAUUGUCAUGGCUGUUGAUACUGCAUGUGGUACCUGUCAUGGGUUUAUCCAGCCCCAGCACUGGCUCCCUGCUCUGGAAUGUGUGGUAAUAAAGGCCUCACUGUUUAAGCAUGAAGCCUUUAUUUAUUAUCGGGGGUUCCGAUCCCUGUUUGUGGAGGGAUUGAGAGUAGAAUUGGGCUCAUAAACGGAGGGGAUGGCAUCUGUGGGGUUCCUGACUGCUGUCUGCCUCAGUGGGGACAGCGGGACGGCAGAGAGCAGCUCUGGUCAAGAUUGCCUAAUGUGCGCUGGUGUCUGAGGCCCCGGGCAAAGACUGAAGGACUCUGUGGGUGACUCUUGUAGCCUGGAGCUCACGUUUAUUUGUGGCUCCAGAGCUCGUGGAGAAUGGGGUCAUUGGCAUAAGAUCCCCCGUGUGUGUAAGGACAGCAGAGCUAGGUCCCUUGUUCCCAGAGAAUGUUCCAUAACCUGCAGCAUUGGUCAGAAGAAGCUGUUUCCACAAUCAGCUCGGAAGCCAUGUUCUCUGAAAUCUAGAGUGUGGAGGUAAGUUCUAGACUGACCCUAAGACCUGCAGGGCCUGUUGGAAAGAGUAAGUGGGCACAGAAACACUGAGUGGAGUGAUGGGCGGGGGGCGGUGGGCGUCUGGUAAACUGGAGGGUGUGAGCUGCAUCUGUAGAGGCCUCCACAAGUGUUCCUGCGCCCGUGGUUCCACGGGGCGAGGACUGCAGGGUUCCCUGUGGCCGAGGUCACUGUCAGCAGAUAACCUACAGGUUUUCUGGAGUCUCAUCACCUUCCUGGGCAUGGCCGUCACCCUGGGACUGGGGAGAAAGGUCCCUUAGUCCUGGGAUGUGGCUUUAGUGACCCAGCCAGCAUGCCUGGUGCGUCUGCACACGGUGGCCUUUGUGGUUUCUGUUGCCGCUGUCCCAGGGCUCGAAGGAGAGAAGUUGAAUCAACAUAUGGAUCCAUAUCUGGUUUGUGGGGCCUUUUGAUUUAAAAAAUUUGGAAACUAUUUUCCCAAAAGGUAAUAAAAUGUUAGUUCAGCAAAACUUGUAUGUUGGUUGUAGCUGUGUCGCUGGUCCAGAAAUUGUGCUUCCUGCAAGAAGAGACUGUUAGCGGGGAGGCCUGUUUCAGGAGAGCACCAGUGACCCUGGACUUGAGGGGCUUUGGGCCGCAGGGCUCAGCCAGUACCCCGUGUGGGGUUGGAGCCCACUGCUGCCUUCUCUAACUGGGGCGAUUCUUCUCACCCCCCCCCCCCCGAUGGUGGGGUGAUGACCACACGGCUGGAGCCCCAGGCAGGCUUGCAGUCAGGGCAGUUUUCAGCCAGUCUGCUCAGUUUCUCCCCAACACUGUAGGUAUACAGCCCCCUACUGGGCCUGCUCAGGCCCUCCUCCCUGGGUGUGAUAAUUAUCUGCCUCCAGCAUGGGGGUCCGUGUCCAGCUGAGCCAGGCAGGGCUCAGAUCUCCAACCAAAUAGGGGUAGGGUGACAUUGGUCGUUAGAGCUCGAUCCUUGUGCCCUGUGUGGGUGGUCUUGGUUAGAGCUCAGAAGAUGGCGCCCAGCAUGAGGUGAAGGAUCCUGCACUUGCCCUGCACUGGCCUGCUGGUCUCCCACCAGGGCUCCGCAUGCAGCAGCCAGCCUUUUGAGGGGGGUGUGGGGGUGACGUUUCCCUAGUGACGCUGGGACAUCGGGAACAAAGCCCGGUGGCUCUGACUCUGACCUGCCCCGGGUACCGUUCUGGGUGGGGCUCGCUCACCCGCUCACUUUAGCCCAAACCUUGCCUGGCAGCAACGCCAGCAGCCCCUAUUGCAGACUCCACCCCGGCAGUGGCAGCUCCCCUCUGGAAUCCCCUGAGGUUCCCAGCCCCUGGGCAUAUUCUGGUGCCUCAGCCUAUCAGGGAUGCCUCCCCAUCCUCGCUGCCUCUCCCAGUAACACCCCUUCAACAGUGAAGCCAAGAUGUUUCCUCUUCAUGAGUCCCCUCAUCCCUUCCUCUUUCUCUGUCCUCCAUGCCUUGAUGGCAGGCCGACUCCAACCCUCUGCCACCCUAAGUUUGUCCUCGUGGCUACAUCUGCAUGUCAGCAAUCAAGGGAUACAUUUGUGUUCAUUAAAGGCUUAGCAACAUGCAAGCAAGGGCUCAAGUCUUCACUGAUCUUGGGAACUUGUGCCAGACAGCAUGAUUCUAGCUGUGUGUGUGUGGGUG
Messenger RNA from Diceros bicornis minor, 4220 nucleotides. It is a transcript of the gene ZNF584, whose product is annotated as zinc finger protein 584. Gene Ontology annotation, molecular function: DNA-binding transcription factor activity; RNA polymerase II cis-regulatory region sequence-specific DNA binding. The record is from RefSeq and is a predicted model, not a curated record. Bases 341 to 1612 code for a protein of 423 amino acids. Gene Ontology annotation, biological process: regulation of transcription by RNA polymerase II. NCBI's taxonomy places the organism in Eukaryota, Metazoa, Chordata, Mammalia, Perissodactyla, Rhinocerotidae. The transcript is spliced from 4 exons.